CUGUCGUCACGUGAGCGUGGGGGCCGGGGCUGGCGGCCGGGCUGGAGGGGAAGAUGGCGGCAGAAAGGGAGCCCCCACCGCUUGGGGAGGUGCGGCCCGCAGACUUCGAGGAGCUGGAGGACGGCGAGGACCUUUUUACCAGCACCGUGUCUACCCUGGAGUCAAGUCCUUCAUCUCCAGAGCCAGCAAGUCUUCCUGCAGAAGACCUCAGCACAAACUCCAGUGGUCCAAAGCCAGCAGAAAUCAUGCUGGAUGAUGACAGAGAAGACCUCUUUGCUGAAGCAACAGAAGAAGUUUCACUGGACAGUCCAGAGAGGGAUCCUAUACUGUCACCAGAACCUACUCCUGCAAUCACUCCUGUAACACCUACUACAUUAGUAGCUCCCGGAAUGGAAUCGAAAAGCAUAACAGCUCCUGUGAUUUUUGACAGGUCCAGAGAAGAGAUUGAAGAGGAAGCAAAUGGAGAUAUGUUUGAUAUAGAAAUCCAUGUAUCAGACCCUGAGAAAGUUGGUGAUGGAAUGAAUGCUUAUAUGGCAUACAGAGUAACAACAAAGACAUCGCUUUCCAUGUUUCACAAAAACGAAUUCUCUGUUAAAAGAAGAUUCAGUGAUUUUCUCGGGUUGCACAGCAAACUAGCAACAAAGUACAUGCAUAUUGGUUACAUUGUGCCUCCAGCUCCAGAAAAAAGUAUUGUAGGCAUGACAAAGGUUAAAGUAGGCAAGGAAGAUUCUUCAUCCACUGAAUUUGUAGAGAAAAGAAGAGCAGCUCUGGAAAGGUAUCUACAACGAACAGUAAAACACCCAACCUUGUUACAGGAUCCGGAUUUAAGACAGUUCUUGGAAAGUUCUGAGCUGCCGAGAGCGGUUAACACCCAGGCUCUGAGCGGAGCAGGAAUAUUGAGGAUGGUGAACAAGGCUGCCGACGCUGUCAACAAAAUGACAAUCAAGAUGAAUGAAUCGGAUGCAUGGUUUGAAGAAAAACAACAGCAAUUUGAGAAUCUAGAUCAGCAACUUAGGAAACUUCAUGCCAGUGUUGAAGCAUUAGUCUGCCACAGAAAAGAGCUUUCAGCCAACACAGCUGCCUUUGCUAAAAGUGCUGCCAUGUUAGGUAACUCUGAGGACCACACCGCUCUGUCCAGAGCUUUAUCUCAGCUUGCAGAGGUUGAGGAGAAGAUAGAUCAGUUGCAUCAAGAACAAGCUUUUGCUGAUUUCUAUGUGUUCUCAGAACUUCUUGGCGAUUAUAUUCGUCUUAUUGCUGCAGUAAAAGGUGUGUUUGAUCAUCGAAUGAAAUGCUGGCAGAAAUGGCAAGAUGCUCAAGUCACUUUACAAAAAAAACGUGAAGCUGAAGCAAAGCUCCAACUUGCCAAUAAACCUGAUAAAUUGCAGCAAGCUAAAGAUGAGAUAAAAGAGUGGGAAACAAAAGUUCAGCAAGGGGAAAAAGAUUUUGAACAGAUCUCCAAAACCAUUCGCAAGGAAGUGGGAAGAUUUGAGAAGGAACGUGUGAAAGACUUUAAAAGUGUUAUUAUCGAGUACUUAGAGUCGUUAGUGCAAACACAACAGCAGCUAAUAAAAUAUUGGGAGGCAUUCCUACCUGAAGCCAAAGCCAUUGCCUGAAAGAAGAAUAUUCAAAAUGACAAGAUAGUCUGGAUGUUUGUCCUGGAUAAAACUAAAUUCCACACUGAAAUCACUUUAAACCAUCCAAAUAAACCACUAUGUAUUUUAUUAAUUAACAUGUGGCUUUUUUAUAUACUACAGCAUUUUAUUAACAAGCUGCAUGUCCUGACUCUCUUUAAAGUGGACUGUGGCAUGAUGUUCUGCAAUACAUUGCUGAAUUGAACACUAUUGUGUCUUAAUACUUGCACUAAAAUGUGCACUGCAAGGCCAGAAAGCUGAUACUUUUGUUCUUUACAAUGCAAUGUUCUGCAGUAUGUUUACUUGAUCUUUAUGACACAGAUUUAAUCAUUGAUUAAGUUCACUUAAACAUUCCUGUACAAAAUCAUGUUUUUGUGAUUACAAUAAUAAAGGGGAUGUAUCUUGUGAAACACCAAACACUCUGUUUUUGUGUCUGUAGAUAUUUACUGGUGUUCUUAGAAGUCGCUUUUAGAACAAAUUGAGAUUAUAUCAAAGGCAGAAACAAUGUUUAGUGAAGAAUACUGGAGACAGUAUUAAAGAUCCACAAACAAGUAUUUGUGGUAAAUUGUUCUGAUUUAUAAUUCUUAGUUUGUUAUGUGUAUUCUUUCCACCUGAAGUUGUCACUUCCUUGGUAAAUGCAUUAAUUCUCACAGGGUCAAAAUGCUUGGGCAACAGAGAAAUGUAAAUGGAAAUCUCUUUAAAGAGUUUUACAAGGAUGAUGAAGGGUUAGGAUCACCUUGCAUGAUCACAUACUGACGUCAGGCUAGACUGAUAUAUUUUAUCAGUUGUCUUCAGCAGUCUCAGGAUACAAAAAGGAAAAAAAUGUUGCAAUAAUUGUGGUAAUAGGGGAGGAAGAAAACAAAUUAAUUCAGCUAAGUGCAAGGUAGUUGUAAGCAUUCUACCUGCAUUUUCUUGAGUAGAAAAUACAUUUGCAGAGACCAGUUACAUCUUUUGUUACAAAAUCAUAGAAACUAAACAUUUUUUCUGAGAUCCACGACGUUAGUGUGGGACAUGCUGCCCUGUCAUUUAAAUAACAUAUUAAGCUUGUCAAUGGCAUGUUUUAAUACUAAUGACAGCCUUUAGUAUUGUAGAUAAAUGUUAAUCUUAUAAAAUGCAAGAGGAUCUUCUGGCUAUUUACAAGACUGUAGGAUAAGCCCAUGAAUUUGUAUUAUUUGGGGUCAAGCAUAAAGAAACACUCUGUUCUAUUUCCAAACAGAAUGGAAACUUAAGUUCAGCUGUAUGAUGCUAUGCUCUGAUUUAUGCAACAGAAUUAGUACAAACUUACCAGAUUGGUGGCUUUUGUUUCUGUACAAAGUUCUGCUGACUCCUGGGAAUUUUUAAGGAACUUAGUACAGAAACUUUUACUUUUAAAAAAAAAAAAUCCCAAGCAGUUAUCAAGCAUCUUUUUUAAAAGGUGAAAUACUAAAACCUGACCUUGUAAUGCUUGUGGAUCAGUUUGUUAAGUCAUUUGAUUUGUAACUGCUUUUUGAAAAGCUUAAGUGUGCUACAGGUUCACAAUGAAGAAACUGGUCUACUUUGACUUUGGCUUACUCAGUACUAAUGGAAAUUGACCAGCAACUCAAUGUUAAACUUCACAUUUGUUCCAGUGAAAGUGGGUGCUACCAGAAUUAAAGACUUAAUGUGGACAUGGAGAACUCAAAACAGGGGAAAAUAUGCAUUCACGAUGUUACUUCUUUAAGUGCUUUAUACAGCUCUUUUUAGCCCUUCAUCUUCUUGUUUUUUCCCCCUUAUAUCACAAUUAGAAUUCAGUUGAAUUAGGCAUCAGAUUUCUUCUCCUCGUGAUGAGAGAAUGAGAAAUAACUUUCAUAUUAGUCUCCUAGCACAUAUUAUUGUGAUUGUCUAUACUAGACAAUUGCAAAUGGGAAAGAGGGAUGCAAGGCUUUUUUUUUUUUACCUUAAAGCUAGAAGCCUGUUGGAGAAUAGAAGAAUAAUAGUAUUUCUGGAGUUCAGUGUCAUCGCUAAUAUAAAAUAAUUGUUGUCUUUUCUGCAUCACAAGAUUAAUUAGAAGACCCACACAUUUGGCCAGAAUAGGACUCACUGUUUCAAGAAUGUCAUAAUUUAUUUUGUGCCUGUUUCCUCAUAUUGUGAAGAUUGAAGGUUUUCUUAUUGUCUUUCCUAGUAUGAUUAAAAUAUGUUUUGGCAGAUGUUUCUCAAACUAGGUGAAUGGAGGUGCUGAUGAACUAUUUUCUCUGUAGAGUUCACUACAGGAUGUUGUACUAAAUUUAAGUGUUGUUUCCCUGAAACUCCAAGCCAGUGUGCCACUGAAUAAUCACUAGCAUGAACAAAGCAAAUGUUUGGAAAAGGAUGAACUACAUUUGGAAUAAUGUAUAAAGGACAAGGUGCUACUAAAGUCUAAUUUACUUUUUAAGUUAAAAUAAACUCUAGAUGUUUACAACAA
Messenger RNA from Pogoniulus pusillus (Red-fronted tinkerbird), 4050 nucleotides. RefSeq names its product sorting nexin 2 (gene SNX2). Gene Ontology annotation, cellular component: endosome; endosome membrane; retromer complex. The coding region runs from base 54 to 1613 and encodes 519 amino acids. Gene Ontology annotation, biological process: intracellular protein transport; early endosome to Golgi transport. NCBI's taxonomy places the organism in Eukaryota, Metazoa, Chordata, Aves, Piciformes, Lybiidae. The record is from RefSeq and is a predicted model, not a curated record. The transcript has 15 exons. Gene Ontology annotation, molecular function: phosphatidylinositol binding.